Spea bombifrons (plains spadefoot toad) is the source of this 3000-nucleotide messenger RNA. It is a transcript of the gene LARP4B, whose product is annotated as La ribonucleoprotein 4B. Gene Ontology annotation, molecular function: mRNA 3'-UTR binding. The record is from RefSeq and is a predicted model, not a curated record. Gene Ontology annotation, cellular component: cytoplasmic stress granule; cytosol. The transcript is spliced from 16 exons. Gene Ontology annotation, biological process: positive regulation of translation. The coding region runs from base 173 to 2641 and encodes 822 amino acids. NCBI's taxonomy places the organism in Eukaryota, Metazoa, Chordata, Amphibia, Anura, Pelobatidae.
GCUGACAGAGAUAACCGGUGGUGUGUUCAAUCACGCCGAGUGCGGGAGGAUAAACCAAGACUUGAAAAACUCUAAGCUUUGUAAGGAACUUGCAUGGUGCACAAGUGGAUCAAACUAUGACCAAGACCAAGUGGAUCGCUACGCAGCUACACCUUCCUAUGAAAUUCACCGGAUGUCUGAUUGCUUCAACCCCGUCGUAGAUUCCGAGCAGGUCGGUGAGAAGUGUGUGUUAGAGCUGAUGCAAGAUGUUAUAGAAGAGUCCGACAAAAGGGCAGGAAUAUGCUGUGAAGAUGGGGAAAGCAGUCAGUCCUCGGCUUGUGUUCUGUCAGAGGAGCACUUCGUUACUCAUCCCGACUACAGUGUUGGUUAUUUAUGGCAUGACGCGAUAUCGGAAGAUUUAAACGGCGGCAGCCAGUACCACUCCAACCCCGAAAACCUUCAUGUGAUGGACGUCGGCGCCGGGCAAUAUGCUCUUCACGUGCUGGUUCCAGAAAAUGGCAGCAUCUGGGGAUGGCCCGAAAUGUGCGGCGACUCCGAAUCAACCAAGGUUUCCGAGUUGAACCCCAAUGCUAAAGUAUGGGGGAAUCACAUGUUGCACGUGGAAGCGAGCGCCGCUGCUGACGGGACGGUGGGCCAGUCUUGGGAGGAACUGCCUGACGAGCCCCCCGAUUCUGCAAAAGAAGGAUUGGAUACCAUCGGAGAAGGUGGCAAAAAAGGCCAGAAUGCAGUAUUAACAGCCUUGCCAGAUCCAUCUCAAUCCAUACCUCUGUCAGACCAAACCGACAUGAACACUAUAUCUCUGGGAAACCCUGAAUAUGAAUCUAUGCAUGAAACCCCCCAUUCAGAUUCAGGCGCAAACAAUUCAUCGCAGCCGGAUAGUCAAGAAGAUCUUCGGGAUUUGCUUAAAAAAACACUGGAAUUCUGCUUAUCUCGAGAGAAUCUGGCCAGCGACAUGUACCUUAUCUCACAAAUGGACAGCGAUCAGUAUGUGCCAAUUAUGACUGUAGCAAACCUGGAUCAUGUAAAGAAACUCAGCACAGAUAUGGACUUAAUAGUUGAAGUAUUGCGAUCGUUGCCUUUGGUCCAAGUUGAUGAGAAAGGAGAGAAGGUGAGACCGAACCAGAAUCGGUGCAUUGUGAUUUUACGGGAAGUUCCAGAGUCUACACCUAUCGAGGAGGUGGAAGCCCUCUUCAAGGGAGAGAAUUUGCCGAAGUUUAUUAAUUGUGAAUUUGCCUAUAAUGACAACUGGUUUAUUACGUUUGAAUCAGAAGCAGACGCACAACAGGCUUACAAGUACCUCCGAGAAGAAGUAAAAACAUUUCAAGGGAAGCCUAUAAAAGCUCGGAUAAAGGCAAAGGCUAUCGCCAUCAAUACGUUUUUGCCAAAGAAUGGUUAUAGACCUGUGGAUAUGAACCUGUAUACCCAGCAACGCUACACGACGUCGUUCUACAUCCCUCCCGUGUACAGCCCGCAGCAGCAGUUUCCACUCUACAGUUUAAUCACGCCACAGACAUGGUCUACCGCACACAGCUACCUGGACCCGUCAUUGGUGACACCGUUCCCCAAUACUGGAUUCAUAAAUGGGUUUUCAUCUCCUACGUUCAAGCCAACAGCAUCACCUUUAACGUCACUCCGACCGUACACACCUAGGAAUAGGAAUCCUGGCAAGUCACAUCUGAGGCAUACAGUGCCAAGUACAGAUAGAGGGCCAGCGUUGCUUGAUGGGCCAACUAUCUUCAACUUUACUACUACUGACAGACUAAUAAACGGUGUGCGAGGGCCACCGACGCGGCAGCCCGGGCAAACCAGGGCACGAAUGCAGAACACGUCGCCUUUUGUAAAAAGAGAUGUUGGCACUGGCCGAGUAGAACCCACAAAUAUUGAAACUUCGCCUGGUCUCGGCAGAGGGCGGAAAAAUUCUUACGGUUACAGAAAAAAAAGAGAAGAUAAGUUCUCGAGAGGACAGACGCAGUCCCCUCCUCCUAUAAAGCCUCCAUCUCCUAGCUUUGAACUGGGGUUGUCCAGUUUCCCUCCGUUACCUGGUGCUGCUGGUAACUUAAAGCCGGAGGACUUCUUUGAAACCAGGCUAGCAAGCAUGGUAAUAAGCACAUCGAAAGACAAGAAUGUCAACGUGGAUGCGAGUACAAACACCGUCCCAUCUGGAAUCCCGCAGGAGCCAUUACUGCCUGUCCCUGCUGCCCUGCCAGUAACGUUCCUGAAUCACCCCUCACCGGCGCGCUCCCCCGACGAGUCCAACAUGGUGGAUUUUCCGCAGAGGGAGUCUCCGACUAUAGAACGGAUCUCCGCUACCCUGAGCACCGCUAGCAAAUCCGUACAGGUUAACGGAGCCGCUACAGAAUUACGAAAACCCAGUUAUGCCGAAAUCUGCCAGAGAAGUAAGGAGGGCCUGGCUUUGCAGCCUUCAAAAGAACCGAAGCAAAGCUUGAAUUCGUGCGGGAAAGAAGAAAGGAAACUCGCGGACGCUCCGGAGAAAUCCAGAGAGAACGUGCCGGCAAAGUCUAACCCCGGGCGACCCAAAGACCAGAGGAGACAGUCCGGCCGCAGGUCUCCCCCUCCUCCUCUGGCCAUUGGAAAACGUGUGAAUAAAGAACCCGGCAGCCCCCUGAAAUCCCCUCAGUAAGCAAACGGCCAAAAACGAGACCCACGUAUCGCACAUUAACCACCAUUCCCCACUCGCGCUCAAUGAAUGAGGUGCUGGAUAAUGCCAGGUAGACUCGGCCAUCAAAAAUUGUCCCCAGUUUUGUUAAUUUCCCUACAAAUAUUGCCUUGUCGACCUGAAUUGUUUCAGGUUAGUAAGUCAUUCAUGCCAAUUUUUUCUCCCUAGAUUUCAUUUCGGUUGUGAAAGCGUCACGAUGCCGUUUCUUUGCUUUUACUCAACUAAACCAUUCUUCAUAUCAAACCGGCUUUUGGUUACUUAGUUUCUGCUAGAACUUAAGUUGAAUGAGUAUGCCUCCUGAUGUGUACUAAAUAUUACCAGAA